Molecule: messenger RNA, 1440 nt
Organism: Penicillium cosmopolitanum
Lineage: Eukaryota; Fungi; Ascomycota; Eurotiomycetes; Eurotiales; Aspergillaceae
Product: glutamate carboxypeptidase
Exons: 3
Coding region: 1-1440 (479 amino acids)
Biological process (GO): transmembrane transport
Molecular function (GO): transmembrane transporter activity
Source: RefSeq, a predicted model, not a curated record
AUGGGCCGGCAUCGCCUCCGCGGUCGCGUCCGUGACUCAGGCGGUGAUGGCAGUGCCUGGGGCGCAUUGUCCGACCGUAUAGGACGCAAGCCGGUCAUUAUCAGCGGGCAGAUCUUUACGAUGCUGCUGUCGAUCAUGUUUGGUAUGUCGUCGAGUCUAUCGAUGGUUCUGGUAUCGCGUGCUUUGAUCGGCUUCAUGAACGGGAACGUCGGCAUCAUCCGCACUAUGGUUGCGGAGAUUGUACCGCAGCGUGAGCUACAGCCUCGUGCUUUCAGUAUUAUGCCUAUGGUCUGGACGAUCGGUAGUAUCUUUGGACCGGCUUUUGGAGGGGCGCUUGCUCGGCCGGCUGAGAAACAUCCGAAUCUCUUUGGUGGAUCUGAGUUUCUUAAACGGUAUCCAUUUGCGUUACCGAAUUUGGUUUCGGCUUGCUUCUUUAUCGUCGGUAUCACUACGGGUAUUUUGUUUCUAAAGGAAACGCUAGCCACCAAGAAGGAUCGUUAUGAUCCUGGUCUGGUCUUGGGUCAGGCACUUAUUGAGCCGUGCACAUCGCGUAGAAAGCGCGAACUGGGAUCGAAACUUGAAAACGAAGACGACGACGAAGAACAGACGCCCUUACUUGCCGAGGACAGACCUGCCUCGAUAAAGCCGAAAAGACUGAAGCCCGUGACUCAAACUAAGUGGUCGCAAAUAUUCACGCCCCAGUCAACUCUCGUGCUCAUUUCGUAUACGCUGGUUUCUGGCCUCGGAAUGGCCUUUGACUCGGUCUUCCCUGUAUUUCUGCACUGGCCAGUCCAAGAUUUGGAGAAUAAUCCGGAUGUAGAGCUACCAUUCAAAUUCGCCAGUGGGUUUGGCAUCGAUGCCCAAACAAUCGGUCUGUUCUACACGAUCAGCGGGAUUGCAGGAAUGUUCAUUCAAUUCCUCUUCUUCCCACCGAUCGUGCAGCGUUUCGGCGUAUUAAGAUGUUUCAGAGUAGCCGCUCUGUCUAUGCCGAUAAUUUUCUUCCUGACGCCCUUCAUAGCUCUGACCCCUGAACCUUUCCGUAUUCCCAGUGUCCUCCUCAUCCUUUUUGCCAAGCUUGGCUCGGUUAUCUUUGCCAUUCCAUGCUGCACGAUUCUUCUCACAAACUCAGCCUCCAGUGUGACUGUCCUUGGAACUCUUAACGGGGUUGCGACGAGCGUCAGUGCUCUUGGUCGUGCUGCUGGGCCGGCGUUGAUCGGCACCGUAUUUUCCUGGGGUAUUGAGAGGGGAUAUGUGAUUAUUCCCUGGUGGCUUCUCAGUGCUCUUACACUCACGAGUGUGAUUCCAGCCAUUUGGAUUGUGGAACAAGAUGGACCUUAUCGUGAGGUGGAGGAAGAGGAGGAAGAGGAGGUACAGGGAGAAAAUGGUUCCGUGGGCACUUAUGGUGCUGUGGAUGCGUCUAAUGGAGCUAACCGGAGAUAA